Anisakis simplex (herring worm) is the source of this 417-nucleotide messenger RNA. NCBI's taxonomy places the organism in Eukaryota, Metazoa, Nematoda, Chromadorea, Rhabditida, Anisakidae. The record is from the annotation of a GenBank genome assembly.
AUGGACCUGAUCUAUUGGCGUGACCCAAAGAAGUCGGGCAUUGUGUUGGGAUCGAUCGUCAUAUUACUACUCGUUUUCGCUACUUAUCCACUCAUAUCAGUACUCAGUUAUUUGGGCUUAGCUGUUUUGGGUGGCACUCUCGGAUUUCGUCUGUACAAAAUCGCUGAGGCACAACUCAAAAAGAAUGACGGCUCUAAUCCAUUCCAGCCAUACCUGGAGAAGGAAGUGUCAGUGCCACAAGAGCGUGUGCAUCAACAAGUGGAUGUGCUCGUUGAGUACGGCCAGUGGACCUUCGAUAAACUCAAACGUCUUUUCCUUGUCGAGAAUAUCGCUGAGAGUGCUAAGGUUUAUACAGCAUUACGUCUUCAGCUCCAUCCUUUUUCCUUUCACUUCACUUCAUUAGAUUUGAAUGCUUAA